This is a messenger RNA of Notolabrus celidotus (New Zealand spotty), 2987 nucleotides long. RefSeq names its product beta-1,4-N-acetyl-galactosaminyl transferase 1a (gene b4galnt1a). The record is from RefSeq and is a predicted model, not a curated record. NCBI's taxonomy places the organism in Eukaryota, Metazoa, Chordata, Actinopteri, Labriformes, Labridae. Bases 296 to 1891 code for a protein of 531 amino acids. Gene Ontology annotation, biological process: ganglioside biosynthetic process. The transcript is spliced from 11 exons. Gene Ontology annotation, cellular component: Golgi membrane. Gene Ontology annotation, molecular function: hexosyltransferase activity.
CGCAGCUUUACGCAGCAACUCGAAGAGCUGACUGAACUGAAGCUUUGUUUUCAAUCUAAAUACAAAACCGGGGAUCACGAUUGCUUUUUCAACGCCGCCUGUUCAUUGUAGGCAACUUGCACAUGUGCACUUGCUCCACAAUUACGCAUGGUACAAGAGGUGUGGCACGGAGCGGCCGCACCCAGCCACUGAAACCAACCGAACUAGGGUAUGAACACGCCUGUGCCAAUACGUGAGUUCCUCAGAUUUGACAAGAGGUUGACUUUGGAGCCUCAGAAACAAGAAGACAACAAAAAUGCGUGCCACCUGUAAGAGGAGUCUUGGACUGAUUCUGGUCGGUGGAUUUCUGCUGAUUGCUCUAUUUUAUGUUUGGAGUCCAGGGAGCAGCUCCAGAGUUGACAUUCGGCCAAAACAGUGGAGUCCAGUUAUUAAACACCUCCAUGGCAAAAUACAAAACAUUGCCAGCUUGUAUCAUGACAUUCCCUACCACAUAAAGGAGGAUGUGGCAUGUCGUCUGGCUCAAAAUACAUGUGUGUGUGUGGCUGAGAAGGAGACUGUUCACUUGCCCUUCUCCCAUCUGCUGUGGCCUCGUGCAUGGGCCCACGACAUCAGUAUGGCUUUCUUAGAGUCUCAUCCUGACCCAGAGGGUGUGAAGAGCAACAGAGCUCAGGAGUACCACAGCUUUCAGAGGAGGUCCUUUGACCCUUCAGAUGUGCUGGUUAUAGCCGAAGCCCAGAGUCCUCUUCAGUAUCCAACCCAGGGCGUAAAGGUGCGACCCCUCAAAACCAUCAUCAUUCCUGGUCUUGGUCUAAAACAAGAAGAAAGAUCCAACUACUCUGUAUAUUUGACAGCAACACUGGGGACUUUUGAUAUAGCGGCUUCAGUUGACAGUGUUUCUGUGAAUGGAGCAGCAGAGAAGCACAUGGUUCUAUCAAGUCCUCUCCUCUCUGCUCUGAAUAGGCAGCUGCAGUUUGUCACAUACACUAACACUGUGUUCCACCCCAGGACAGCAGAUACAAUUCAAUUUUCAACCAAAGGUCACCAGGCUUUUUUCACCAUCAAAGUUGGACAUGGAACAGUCCCGGCACUUUACAACCAUGGAUCCCAAAAAGAGUAUAACAUUAGCGCUCUUGUUACCAUCGCCACCAAGACCUUUCUGCGCUAUGACAAACUCAAAGAUCUCAUCGACAGCAUUCGACAGUACUAUCCCACUGUCACCAUAGUGAUUGCAGAUGAUAAUGAACACCCCCAGCCAGUGACCGGGCCUCACGUCGAGCAUUACAUCAUGCCAUUUGGAAAGGGAUGGUUUGCAGGGAGAAACCUGGCAGUGUCUCAAGUGACCACCAAGUAUGUGCUCUGGGCGGAUGAUGAUUUCAUCUUCACUGAAAACACCAAGCUGGAAAAGAUGGUGGAAAUAAUGGAGAAGACCACUCUGGAUAUGGUUGGAGGUGCAGUCAGAGAGGCGACCAGUUACACAGCCACAUAUCGUCACACCAUUUCAGUAGAGGAAGGUGGAGAGGAGGGCGACUGUAUACACAUCAGACAAGGCUACCAUCACAUCAUUGAGGGUUAUCCAAACUGUGUGGUCGCUGAUGCAGUCAUCAAUUUCUUCAUGGGGAGGACAGAUAAGCUGCAGCAGGUCAGCUUCAAUCCCCGCCUGGCACGGCAGGGUCAUCUUGAGUUCUUCGUGGACGCUCUGGGCUCCCUCCACAUCGGCUCCUGUAGUGACAUCAUUGUGAACCACGCGUCAAAGAUCAAACUACCCUGGACUAAAACAGACAAACAAAAGGCUUACGACAAAUUCCGCUAUACAUACUCAGGCUCUGACAAGAACCUCCAUAAUGAAAUCUACUACUUCAAGAACAGGUUCAAGUGCAUGACCAGCAACUGAAACCUGCAGUACGUCAUGUUGGUUUGCUUCCAUUAUGUGAGGAAAAGUGACUUUUUUUCUAAUUUUCAGGCAAAGUGGAGACCUCAGAAUACUGUAUUACUUUUGACAGUUUUUUUCACUGUCUCAGAAUUUGCUGUUAAAUGAUUGUUUGGAUAGAUUUUGUUCUGUGAACAGAAUAGGAUUCUUUUGUAUGAACUGAAAAGCCAAAAUAUAAACCUCCAUAUUGAGUGUAAAUUAUUCGUAAGGUGCGCAUGAAGUAUGUAUACCAAACUGAACAUUGAUGUCCAAAAUUAAAUAAGACAGUUUUUUGUUUCUUUUGUAUACAGAUAAAUGCUGUGAAGUUCUGUCCCAUGAUGUUAUCUACAUAACUUCUUUAGUAGCUUUUUGUCUGACUUACAUUUCAUAAAAAAAUGUUAAACAGUUACUCACCAAAGAGAUAAAAGUGUCUGAAAAGUGUCAGUGGCUACACAUAAACUCAGAAAAGACAGGACUAGUGAUCGAGUUAUAGUUAAUGUUUAGGCUCAGUCUUUCCCCAGUUUGACCCCGGUUGUGAAUGGACUGAAGUGGCAGCAGCAAUUAAACUUUUAUGUUCUUGUUAACAUGUAGCAACAUUUGGAGUCAAGGUGCAACAGCCGAUUUGAGUUUGGGUAACUGAGUCGACACGUGUGCUAGGCUCGAGACCACAAGGUCUUCUAGGCAUGGUGAACAUCAAACAUUUUGAUGCCAGUUAUGGAGAGAGAGAGUGUAGAGUGAUAGACAAGCCAAUGCUUUUGAUGCAUCCUCUUACACUUCCUCUUUCUCAUAAACUGAAUCUAAACACCAUCAGACCUUCUGAGAAAACGUUGGUAAUGCAGGCGUUUCUUACUCAGGAAUUAUUUUUGUUUUUAAAAGCGUUUGAGUGAUUUGUGUUAUGAAUGUUAUUUAUGCAUUUGGCUCCAAAUUGUGAAUUGUCAAAGUGUUGUCAGUGUGUCUUACUGUGUUUUUUGCGUUGUAUGCAACACUGUUGUACAGUGUUUGGAGUUAUUGAGCUUUUGAAAAGCUUCUUAUCAUUUGAACUUUUCUCUUUAAUUAAUAAAAGUACAGUAAUAAAAAAUAA